This is a messenger RNA of Bacidia gigantensis, 2256 nucleotides long. RefSeq names its product Nucleolar protein 58 (gene NOP58). The transcript is spliced from 2 exons. NCBI's taxonomy places the organism in Eukaryota, Fungi, Ascomycota, Lecanoromycetes, Lecanorales, Ramalinaceae. The record is from RefSeq and is a predicted model, not a curated record. Gene Ontology annotation, cellular component: small-subunit processome; box C/D methylation guide snoRNP complex. The coding region runs from base 1 to 2256 and encodes 751 amino acids. Gene Ontology annotation, molecular function: snoRNA binding.
AUGACCAUUGCGCUAACGAUCCCCAGGGAAACCCCUGUGGGGUACGCAUUAUUCAAAGCUAAGAGCAAGAAGCUCAAGGAAGGAUAUAUUGCUGAAAAUGACUCGGUGGAGGAUGUCUGCAGCAAGUACGCUGCUAUGGGCGCUUUCGAUCUGAAAGAAUUCCACAAAUUUGACAGCGCUGUGACGGCAUUGGAGCAAUCUGCAGCCUUGAUCGAGGGAAAGGUCACACCACGAUUGUCUACGCUCCUUGAUACGAUCAAAGAUGAAGCAAAGGCUUCAUUGGCCGUUGCUGACCCCAAGCUGGCCAGUGCGAUCAACAAGCUUCCACAACUUGAUCUGAAGCUGCUAUCCGACUCCUCGACGAAUGACAUCUAUCGUGCCAUACGCCAACACUUACCCUCUCUUAUACCUGCUAUCACUCCGGAGAAUAUCUCGACCAUGUCUUUAGGACUCUCACACUCACUAUCAAGACACAAGCUCAAAUUCUCGGCCGAUAAAGUUGACACGAUGAUUAUACAGGCAAUCUCCCUCUUAGACGACCUUGAUAAAGAGCUCAAUAUUUACGCAAUGAGAGUUCGGGAGUGGUAUGGAUGGCAUUUCCCAGAAAUGGCAAAGAUCGUAAACGACAAUUUAGCGUAUGCAAGGAUUAUAUUUGCAAUGGGAAUGAGGUCCAAUGCUGCAAAUGCGGACCUUGCGGAGAUACUCCCGGAAGAAAUAGAAGGAGCUGUCAAGGCUGCGGCGGAGAUAUCUAUGGGAACGGAAAUCACUGAGGAUGACCUUGAAAACAUCAAGGCCCUCGCAGAACAGGUAGUCCAAUUCACGGAAUACCGUUCUUCGCUCUCUAGCUAUCUCGCCGCGCGUAUGGCAGCUGUUGCCCCUAACCUGACAGCUUUGGUUGGCGAUCUUGUAGGGGCACGCCUCAUUGCACACUCUGGCAGCCUGAUGAACCUAGCCAAAAGUCCAGCAAGCACAAUUCAGAUUCUCGGUGCAGAAAAAGCGUUGUUUCGAGCCCUGAAAACCAAGCAUGACACACCCAAAUACGGAUUGAUCUACCACUCUUCUUUGAUAGGGCAGGCUACGGGCAGGAACAAAGGUAAGAUUGCCCGAGUACUUGCGACUAAAGCUUCCCUCGGCAUGCGUGUGGAUGCAUUGGCAGACUGGAGCCAAAGUGGUGGAGGCAAGGGCGAAGACGUACCUGAUGAGGAGCGGAACUUAGUUGGAGUGGCCCAUCGACAGACACUUGAAAGAAGGUUAGCAGCCCUUGAGAAUAAACCAAUACGAGGGAAAGGGGUUGCCAUCGCACCCAAUGGAGUGUCACAUCAACCAGGUAAAUGGGAGGUGAAGGAGGCAAGAAAAUACAAUCCCGACGCUGACGGGCUCAUUGGGGAUGAACCUGCUGCAUUCAAAGAACCGGAAAAGAAGAAAAAGAAGCUGAUCGAGGAAGUUGUCGAUGAACCACCAAAGAAGAAAGUCAAGGUCGACAAGUCCAUCGGUGAGAGACCAGUCGAGGAGCUUGUGAAGAGCGCCAUGAAAGAUAAUAGCAAGAAAGCCGCGUCAAAGAAGGCGAUUGAAGAAGAAGACAAGGGGUCAGAUAUAAGUAUGGACAGCGAUUCGGAACCUGAACUUAAAAGGAAGAUCAUAUCGGCUCCAGUAAACGGCGCUCCGAAGGGCGCUGUCAACGGUGACGACAAAUCAGACACACUGUCAACAGUCUCCGCUGAUACACCAGACUCGCCGGAUUCGCCGACGCAACAAGAGCGUAAUUGGCAAUCGCCAAUUGAGGGCAACACUAAAGCUGCAAAGAAAGCACGCAAGGAAGAGCGACAUGCCCGAAAGGUCAUCUUGCACGAAGAGCGAAUCAAGGAACGAACGAAACAGAGAGAGAAGCACGCUCGCAAGCUAGCUCGCAAGCAGAGACGGGACGCUCGAUCGGAACAAAUCGACCGUCGAAAAGAUCGUGAGAACGUGACUUUUAAGACAUUGGCUGAGCAAGCUGGCCUGUCGAUAGUGCGUUACAAGAGAAAGCUUGACCGUGGGGAGAUUAAGUUUGAUGCUGAUGGGAAGCCUCAUUCAAUAUCCAAGAAGGAUAUCAAGAAGGCAAGGAAACAUACGUCCAAAGCUGAGAGUGCAAGCAAUGGCCAAGUUGACGGCAAGAAGAGGAAACGUGCCGAAGAGGAUGACGCCGACGCGUUGGCAAAGGCCGAAAAGAAGCGAAGGAAAGAGGCUAAAAAAGCUGCGAAGGCGAAGUCAUCCUAA